Molecule: messenger RNA, 496 nt
Organism: Striga hermonthica
Lineage: Eukaryota; Viridiplantae; Streptophyta; Magnoliopsida; Lamiales; Orobanchaceae
Source: the annotation of a GenBank genome assembly
CCACUGCCUAUUCCGAGGUGGAAGUGGGAGGAAGUCACAAUGGAUUUCUUUACGGGAUUGCCGAAGUCGUCUGAACAUCACGACGCUAUAUGGGUCGUGGUCGACAGAUUGACUAAGGUCGCGCAUUUCUUACCCGUUUCGAUGAAGAUGUCUCAGGACAAGUUGGCUGAGAUUUAUACCCGUGGGAUCAUUCGACUCCACGGAGUGCCCGUUACUAUCGUAUCAGACAGAGAUCCCAGAUUCGUUAGUAGAUUCUGGCACAGCUUACACGAGGCGAUGGGCACGAAGUUAGAGUUCAGUUUAGCCUAUCAUCCGGAGACAGAUGGUCAGUCAGAGCGGACUAUUCAGACGCUUGAGGAUGUGCUUCGCGCUUUGGUCGUUGACAGGGGUGCUAAGUGGGAGUCGUUGUUGCCGUACGCCGAGUUCGCGUAUAACAACUGCUAUCAUUCUUCUAUUCAGAUGGCUCCUUACGAGGCACUUUACGGUCGCAAGUGUC